Molecule: messenger RNA, 486 nt
Organism: Spirometra erinaceieuropaei
Lineage: Eukaryota; Metazoa; Platyhelminthes; Cestoda; Diphyllobothriidea; Diphyllobothriidae
Source: the annotation of a GenBank genome assembly
AUGCUUGGACUCUGCCUUAAGAACUACUGUCAAUUCGAUGGCAAGUAUUACCAGCAGGUCAAGGGGACCCCCAUGGGUUCACCGAUAUCGGGCCUACUCGCCGAACUAGUCUUACAAAGACUAGAAGAAAUUGUUAUUCAAGCCAUCAAAACAAAGAUGUGGCUCCGCUACGUAGAUUAUACCUUCGUUGUCAUAAAAAACUGCGAAGUUGAACGACUGCACCAGAGUGUUAACGGUGUCUUCCCCGCCAUACAAUCUACACGCGAAGAAGCAACAGGGGACAUCCUCCGUUUUCUUGACGUCAGUGUACAAAGACUGACUGAUGGCAAUCUCGCAACCAGCGUCCACAGAAAAGACUCAAGUGCCGAAAUCAUCCUCUACUACGGGAGCAAUCAUCCUGCGGCCCACAAAAGAGUUGCGUUCGAACUCUUUUUCACCGCACCUUUCGGUACUGUAACUGCCAAGAGAGAACUAGCCUACUUAUAA